UAUAUAUACUCGGGAGCUAUAAUAAUAGGCUUAUCCAAAAACAGACGGUAGUGCGAGAGAUGGCUCUCCUCCUCGCCAGUACUCCCACUCCCUCCUUUGCCUCACCCUCCUCAUCGUCCUCGUCUCCAUCAACUACGGCCAUCACUGUUAACCCAUUCUCCAGGUUGCACAAGGCAUCCAUUGUUGUGUGCCCAAAAUCGUUCAAUGGACUUCAAAUAUAUGCACCCUUUGUACUCAAGGAAAGAGUUGCAGUGAUUGUUAAGGCUGCUUCUGUUGAUGGAAUGGGUUCUGACGGUGGUGAGCCUCCCUCUGAAGGCAAGGAAGAAGUUGUGCCAGUUGAGAAUCUUCCUCUGGAGUCCAAACUGCAGUUGAAGCUUGAGCAGAAAACGAGAAUGAAAUUGGCGAAGAAGAUAAGACUUAGAAGAAAGAGGCUCGUAAGGAAGCGCCACCUGAGGAAGAAGGGUCGAUGGCCACCUUCAAAGAUGAAUAAGAACAAAAAUGUCUGACCUUUACCUCAAGUUGCUUGCAGGUCUAGUGCUGAUUUUUUGCUUAUGAUAUGUCAUUUAAAAUUGGUGUUUGCGGGACUGAACUUAUUUACUUUUGAAUGUAAUCAAUUCUAAAAGGCUUCCUUGA
Molecule: messenger RNA, 633 nt
Organism: Cornus florida
Lineage: Eukaryota; Viridiplantae; Streptophyta; Magnoliopsida; Cornales; Cornaceae
Product: large ribosomal subunit protein cL37 alpha
Exons: 2
Coding region: 60-506 (148 amino acids)
Source: RefSeq, a predicted model, not a curated record